Molecule: messenger RNA, 750 nt
Organism: Amoebophrya sp. A25
Lineage: Eukaryota; Dinophyceae; Syndiniales; Amoebophryaceae
Source: the annotation of a GenBank genome assembly
CGAAAACGUCCCUCAAAGAGUGGGACACAGGGAGGAAAAAACUCAAGGCUUUAUGAUAAACUGCUCAAAUGUAAUACUUACUUUUCUUCUCUAUCUCUCAGUCUUGUCAGGCACUUAUCUCACGCAUACCACGUUACUCAGCGCAGUGGAUGCAACUUCUUACUCAGAUGAAGAGAAACUCCACUUCUGCAAAUGCAAGACAUUUGAUGUAGUCUCAGUUUUCUUCAACUGGUAGGAAGUGCCUUGUCAGGUUGUUGAGUAAGCUUUUCCUUGUCAUAGAAAGAGAUGCAUGCACUGUCCGCGGACGCUGCAGACAAUACUGGCAUUUCCACCAAGGUCGACAACUUACUUGCUGAGCUAUCAAAGGUGGAAAAGGUUAAGGCUCCUAUUUGGAUGUCUUCUUCCGCGAGUGAUACAUUGAGGAUGGUGAUUCUGAUGGCAAUCAUUUGGAUGAGGAUUUAAUAAUGAUCAUGAUCGCUCUCAGGUUGACAAUGCCAAUGACUAACUUUAUCCUCUAUAUGAUAUAGGAGAGCCUUAGAUCAUCUAAGCUAGGCGCUGAUGAGUAACUAGUCCUUGCAUCACUUCCAUGCAGUAAUGUCUCUUAGGUAGUGAUGUUCAACUACAACAGAGACCCACACAUGACAUGAUCUAGAAUUUUUCCUAGAAAGUCAAAGUUCUAAACAAAAAAAGAUUCCAGACCUACGAGGGCGAUUUGAAGCGGCUAAACAGCACCUGCAGAAUAUGACGGGG